Molecule: messenger RNA, 1133 nt
Organism: Megachile rotundata (alfalfa leafcutting bee)
Lineage: Eukaryota; Metazoa; Arthropoda; Insecta; Hymenoptera; Megachilidae
Source: RefSeq, a predicted model, not a curated record
CGACACUAACCAUAUAGUCAAUGAUAAUGGUGAAAGAAGAAGGAUGUAUAAUACAGACUCAUCUAUAGUAAAUCUGUAUAAAUAUAUUUAAGUAUUUAUAUUAUAAAUAAUGUAAUGUUCAAAGUUUUUCUUUUGGACUGCUCAACUUCAGGGUACUGAUUUACAUGGAUAAAUUUGUAUCAAGACGGAGUGAGGUUAUAUGUAACGCCAGCCGACAUUGAUCACCCGGAUAACUUAAUAGUCAGUUACGCACAAAUUGUGUAUAAUGCAUAUUUCAAACCAAGAGAAUCUUAAACUUAUCCAAAAAUGGAAAGGAAAACGUAAAACUGUUUUGAAGUAGGAUCAAGAAUUGUUAAUGAAUUAUAGAUUCCUGAAGCUACAUUGGACCAUUUGGAUGAUUUAGAUAAUUGUAUGAAUUCAGAGGCUAUUUAUAAAUGUGGUCUUCCUGCUGCCGCAAUAUCUGCAGUAUUGGCUCACGCUCUUAUUCCUAAUAGCCUAAAACGUCUGAAACUUGUACUAGUAGGUAGUUCAGGCCUAGUAUCAUUCAUGCUUGGAAGAAUAGUGUAUGGCGGUACCCUGUGUCAACAGAAGGUAUUUGGCCCAAUAAUUGCCAAACGUUCGAAAAGAAAUGUACUCGAUAGUCCUAAUUUCCUUGAAGAUGUCGAUCAAGAAAAUCAACAAAGCAAAUUAGUUACACCUUCUGAUAAGUUAUUAGAAGAUGAUUCAUCAUGGACUAAUUUUGAUCCAUACUUAGAUAGUAAUGUGAGCUACUUUGAUGAUACAGGAAGCAAUUUUCAACAAGAUUUUCCAACAGAACAACUAACAGAACUACCAGUAGAACAACCAGUACAAGAAAAGAAAAGACGUGUAACGUACGACGAGUUAUGGGCACAAAACGCAGCAAGUCAGAUGAAACGGUAUAGAGAUUUUGGAUGAUAAACCGAGAGGCACCAGUAAUUCUUCAACAAACUUUCGGAAAGUUACCACUUUCGAAAAUGAUAUUUAAUGAAGAAAAUAUUUGGUGUUGAAAGAAACAUCAUGUUUUAUAUAGAUUUUUAGGGUUCGUACAUGUUUCUUGUAAUCGUCGAUAUAUAAUAGAUUUCAGUAACAAUAAAACGCGCUGUUAAACAUAG